Molecule: messenger RNA, 715 nt
Organism: Dermacentor andersoni
Lineage: Eukaryota; Metazoa; Arthropoda; Arachnida; Ixodida; Ixodidae
Source: RefSeq, a predicted model, not a curated record
AUGAAUAAUUUCACUAAACCUACGCAGAGCACUGUCGUCGUCCUAUCAGCCAUCGUAGCCUGUGCCUAUGCCGGGGGACUCCUAGGUGGCUACGGCCUCGGUGGUCUCGGAUACGGAGGAUAUGGACUUGGUUACGGUGACUACGGCCUCGGAUACGGCGGAGGCUACGGCGGCGGCUACGGCGGAGGCUACGGCGGAGGCUACGGCGGAGGCUAUGGCGGAGGCGGUGGAGGCUACGGGGUUGGUGGCGUAGGCAUCGGCAGCAGUGUCGCUCUUCUUAGUGGUGGUCCUCCCUUCGCCAAAGCCGUGGCCGGACCAGCCUUUGUGAUAAGGACGGUUCAUCACGUGAACAAAGUCAACGGCGGAGGAGCCGUUCUCGCUCACUCUGGCCUCGGUGGCGGUUAUGGAGGCGGCUAUGGAUAUGGCCGUGGCUACGGAUACGGAGGCGGCUACGGUUAUGGUGGUGGCUACGGUGGCUAUGGUUACAAGGGCUGAUUAACUUGACGAGGUGUGGAUGCAAUUUUUAUUCCUUGUGUAAAUGGAGCUUGUUAUUGCUGCUUGCGUUGAACUCAACACAGUGAGUACACGACUGCCUGUAGUGGCCUAAUAAGAAGAAGAACGAGUAAUUCCCUGAAGUGAGUCAUUGUUUAUUGACAUACCUCUUCAUCCAACACAUCGGUUUAUUGAAUACAUUGUACAUUUUAUUGUCUCCUAA